GUAGAAGUUUUAGGUUUAGAUAAUGUUUAGAUUAUAUCUAUAUCUGUAACGAAUGUUUUUUUUCAGAGCAGUUUUGGUUGCUUAAUGUGAUGAUAAAUGAUUAGGGUAGCCACCCUAAUCAUUUAUCAUCACAUAAGCAACCAAAACUGCUCUGAAAAAAAACAUUCGUUACAGAUUAUAGAUAUAAAUACAGUUGACAUAUUUUGAUGUAAUCUAUUAUACGAGUCUACUAUAUCCCGUUAGGAUUACGAUACAACUUCUUGUAUAAAUACUCUCUUUGGUGAAUCAAUAUACAAACACUUAUCCAUUCUAUUUAAUGGUAUCAAGAGAAUGAAGACUCUCAAACCUAAAAUCUCUUCUUUGAAAUUCUCUUUGAUAAUUUGUUUUUCUCUACACCAAUUAUCGAUAAUAUCGAACAUGGAUAUUUUGUCUUUUGUUACAUCUAUUACCACUUCUCCCGCGAUGGAGAUCUCUUCUUUGGAUCCUCACGAUACACAACAUUUUUGAAACCAAUGAUUAAAUAAUUUAUAAUAAACACAUAUUUAGAAAUUUUAUUAUAAAGCAGAUAUAAACAUAAUCAUGUUCUAAAACAUAUUUUAAACAUUGUUAUAAUCUUUCAAUAAUCAAUACUAAUUAACUAGGUAUUUUUCCCACACUUGCGGACAUAAACGUCUUACGAAUACUUACUAUUUUUUAUUGGAAAAAUAAUAGUAUAGAUUAACAGAAGUUAAUUUUUUUAACCACAAAAUAUUUUGAUUUCUCUUAGUAUAAAUAAAAUACGGGGAAAAAAACAAGGUUUUUCAUAAUAUAGUUAGUUUUUGGUAGGCCUUAGAUUAAAACCAAACUUCCCAACCAAACCAAAAUUUUGGUUACGUCGUCCAGAAGUUUCGUUCGUUAUUGUAGGUUUUCUAAAAAACUUUGUUUCAUUUGAGUUUGGUUCGACAAUUGGUUACUUUAGUUUUCUUCUUAAAAUAAUUAUAACUAUACUAAACAUUUUCGAAUAACUAACCGAAUUUAUAUAUAAUUUUAAAAAAAAUUAUACAGAUAUCUAACUGUAAUAAAAAAUUUUGUAGGGUUUUUAAAACCGAACUAACCGAAUACUGUACCAAACUUUAUUUAUGGUUAAUUCGGUAUUAUGUAUGUUGAACCGAACUAACCGAAAACUGAACUGCCGGAACUGAAUAUUCUGAAUUAACCAAACCAACAUGCUAAGGUUUCGGUAUUGUUUUGAUAAAACCUGACCGAAGUACACACCUUUCAUAAAAACUACAAAAGAUGUAAAUGUUAAUUAAAACCUCUUUAGAAAUUUCUGACACUUGGAUGACCAAAGUUUGACCACAUGAAAUUGUUACCAUUUAGGAAAGUUUGACCACAUAAAACUGUUACCAAAACGAAACGGUUGAUGUUUACUAUAAGAAGGCCACCUCCCUUCUAUUCAGCACACACAUUACCUAGUUUUGUUUGAAGAAAACGGUUUUUCCUUUACAUCUAUAAAUAAAUUCUUCAUUACUUUAUUUAAAAUCUCCCAAAUUAUAUAAAUUUUACAUUAAAUUAUUUGAAUUCCAAAUAAUUAUUCUGUUUUCAACGAUCUUUUGUUUUUAUGCGGUUUUUGUUAAUAUUUCAGGGUUUUCUCCCCAACGAAAAUGAGUGAUUAUAGUCAAAACGACAAUGGUAUAAAACCGAUCAGCGAGACCUCUUCUCGAACCAGCUUAACAACUCCUCAGUCUGAACGAAGAUCUGGUGGUAUCGUUGAAAGAGUAUCUGCAAGGAUAGGAAGAGAUAUUCCACCACUGAAUAUGGAACACAUCAACCCGACUCUUGUUUGCUUUCUUGUUAGCGUAACAUCUCCAGGAUUCAGUAGUCUUUCUCCAUCUUUGCAAUCUCCAAAUAUGUUGACUGACUCUUCUUCACAGAUUUUUCCUCCGAGUCCAAUCCCGAAUGAUGCAACUCAGGAGAUGGUGGAAAGUUCAGGUGGCUCCCAUGCAACGAUGAUGAUAUCCAACAACAAUCUUCCUCAUCAGCCAAUGGACAUCGAUCUGUCUCCUCAAGGAUGUAAAAAAGGCACUGCUGAUAUUCCAACGGAAGAGUCUGUUGAUAUCACAUCUCAUGAAUCUAAUGCUGAUCCUAUUAGUGCUCCUUUACUCCCUUCUUUUGACUCUGAAGUUGUUUCUGAAAAGGAUGCUAUGAACCUCAUCUCCCUUAAAAGUGGUAGCGAAGAUGAUGACAAGGACAAAUAAUACAACCAAGAGGAAGACAAAGACAAAGAUCACAACAUUGUUGUAGAAUAAUAAUAAUAAUAAUAAUAAUAAUAAUAAUAAUAAUAAUAAUAAUAAUAAUUAUUAUUAAUUAUUAAUUAUUAAUUAAUUAUUAUUAUUAUAAUUAUAAUAAUAAUAAAUUUCAGAAUUGAUAUAUUGAAUAAUAAGUUUGACCUGAAUUACAUGAUGUACAAAAUCUUGUACUUAUCCCCGUCAUUAUGAUUCUAGUAUAGAUUUUGAACUUUUGGUUUAGAAAAAUUAUCAAUAUAAAAAGUUCGAUAAAUAUAAGAAAUUUAGACCUGAGAAAUGAGGAGAGAGUUACUCAAGAAGAAGGACAUCGCACCUGACUGCAACCUCCGGGUAGCUGGCUCUUCAAAGUUUCCUCUCAAACAUAUCCUAAGCUCUCUCGCAACCAAUUUAUCCCCUUUGAUCUUUGUCUUUUCUCUCAUAUCCUUACAAACUUCUUCAGUACAUGUUGUAAACACAACCUUGGAUCGAUUAUGUGCAUUAGGUAGCGGAAUUCCAGAUUUCACCGUAUAUAAAAUAAAUGAUAAACUGCUGUUACAAAUAAACCAUAUAAAUACUAAAUUUCUUGUAUGGAAAGUAACUGAUUUAGAACACUUACCAAGAUCAAAUUUCUCCCAAACAUCAUCAAGAAACAAAAUAAACCGUGUCUUAAUAUCUCAAUGAUCUUUGCAGCUUUCUCUCUUUUUUUGGUAGAAAAGAUAUAUAUAUAUAUAUAUAUUUUUUUUUUGGUAGAAAAUAUAUACAUAUAUAUAUAUAUAUUAAAUAAACUUUACAUCUUAAUUAAAUUCAUAUAAUAAAAUUUACCUCAUUUACAUAAUUCCCUCGCAGGGAAAAUAUCGUAUCAAACAUUACUGGAGUGAAAGACGAAACAAGACCCAAAGUGUCAUCAUUCAGAUUGAAAGCGAAGAAGGCCAUCCUGACGAUGGUUUUCGCUGGAGAAAAUAUGGUCAAAAGUUGUCACAAAGAAUGCAAAUCCAAGGUUAUAUAUUUCGUUCACUUCAAAAUUAGUCAGACAUUUUUGGAAAAAUAUUAUAUAUUUAUUUUGGUAAUCACAGGAGUUACUACAGAUGCACAUACACUGGGUGUAAGGUGACGAAGCAUGUGGAGAGAAGCGUAGACAAUGUGAAUUUAGUGGUGGCUAUGUACGAUGGGAUACAUGAGCACGUUCCACCACCUGAACGCAUAAGCAAAUCCAGUACAAAGAAUAAAUCCGGUUCGCAAUGUCUCAAGAUCCUAGCAUGCAAACCCUUGUGUUAGGUAUGCCGCCUUAUUCCUCUUCGGCCUCUCAGCUUUUCCCUUCUGCCUUGGCCCCACAACUGAAUGUGACAAGUUUACAGGUUGACAAGAAUCAUGGUGUUAUGAACCGGAAUGAUGAACCGAAUAUUGAUCCUGUGAUACCCGACGGUACAGAGGUAUCCGAGGGGAUAAGGGAGCGACUAUUUCGUAACUUUGGUAUCGAACUUUAGAUGGGAAAACAUUAACCAAAAGAUAAAAAAGAAAGAUGUAAACCCUUUAUAAUUAAUAAAUCCUUAUCUUAUAAUUACAAAUAAUAAUGACCAAAGAUAUACAAAAUCUUGUACUUAUCCAUUUCAUUAUGGUUUUAGUGCAUAUUACUCUUGAGUUGACCUAUUUAUUCUCCAAUUGUUACAGUGUUACUGUGUUAGGAUGGUUAAUCCAGAUAAUAAACUAUAUGUAUAUGUGAACUAUAUAAAUCAAACCGACAUCCAGUGAUACAGAAGAAAAACUAAACCCUGACUAUAAUCCAAUUAAACAGAUUGUUUACGCUCAUGCUCAUCCUCUUUUUAAGUGAGUAUCACUUUUACUCUUGCCAUUAUAUUAGCUUUUUGGAGCCAAGUUUCUCAUGAGAAAGUUGGAUUAAGAGUGUAGCAAACUUUAGAUUGUAGGUCAUAUUAAAUAAUGAGAAGUGUACAAGUGAGUAUAAAUAUAUACAAGUGUUUGAUCAUAUCUCUCCAGCAUUUGUUUGAGUAAAUUUCAGGAGUUUCUUUAUUGUUUUUACUAAUUUUUUUAAAGAGAGAGAAAGAAAAACGAAACAAAGCAUAUCCUAAGCAAACAAAUCUCUUUUAUUUAGGUAAUCUAAUCUCCAGGAUUAAAAGUUAGCUUUCUGAUUGUAAUAUAUUAAAGUGGUCUAAACAACAAAUGACCAGUCUUUGACUUGCUAUUACCCAUUGAAAUAACAAAGACCAGAAGGAUGAUAAACCAAAGGAGUCAAUUCCUAUCCAAAAAGACUCAACCCAUGGACGUUAUAACAAGUAUACCCAAUGCAGCUAUGAGAAGAUACUGCAAGAAGAAGAUUAAAAAAAUGACACAGAGUGUUCAUUGUGGAUUGGACAUAGAGUGAGAAAAGAGAAUGUAUUAACCUAGAUGAUAGGCUUUUCUGUCAUGAUUAUAGUCACCCAUCCAACAUAAGGCAAGAAGCUGAAGCAGGCACAAAGGUAAAACCAUUUAUGAGUAAUUACAGCUUUUGGUUUACUUUACACACUAUACACUUAUGUGAUUAAAGUAAAUUAAUUAUCCUACUGCACGACUCAUUACAUGAUGUCGAUGAAGCCAAAGCUGACCUUUAGCAUAGAGAAUUCUAUCAUGGUCAAGGUUAUUGUCACCUGUAAACAAUAUAAAUGAAAAUGUAAAUGGGCGUUGAAUGAUAACAAUAUGAUAAACAACUCACACUCAAUUCAAAUAAAUAAAACCAGAACCUUUGGUCAAAACAACGAUUUCUCCAGUACUUUCCCUUUCGUGAACCUGUAAUGUAAUGAACCCCCAAAGAAUCAGAAUCAUCUAGGUGCUACAAUCUAAGCACAGGGAGAUGAUAAUGAGGAGAUCUAUAGAAAAAGUUACCUUAAUGACACGAUGGACAAUUGGAAUAUCACGACCCUGAAAAGAGAAGCAUGAAUAAAAAUACAAAUGAGGUGAAAGGUUCAUGCAUAAGUAAGCAAAACAAAAAAUGAGAAAGGGAAACUUGCAUCAAUAUUGAAAACAACACUUUCGCCAGCUCGGAUGGGGUCAUUACUCAUGUGCAAGAACAAUAUAUCCCCCUACUAGGUAUCAUAUUCACUAUGAGUAAACAGGGGAUUCACUUCCAGUGACACAUCAAAGCUUUCCAUGUUAUCAAAGCACACGUCACAAUCAUCCCUACCAGACAAAAAAAUAACAUAUACCAAGAGAUUAGGGUGCCAAGUGGGUUUCUAAAUGGAGACGUUUAUAGUAUAAACUCAAAUAAAACCAUGCUAAAAUAUUUUAAACAUUGUUAUAAUUUUAAAAUAAUCAAAUUACAAAUAAUUGACUGAACUUAAUUAUUUUUAACCACAAACUAUUUUUAUUUGUUUUGGAAUAAAUACAAUACGGGAAAAGAAAAUCACAAUUUUGAAUAAUAUCGUUAGCUUUGGUAUUUUUUUGAUAAAACCGGAAUGAAAUAUACACCUUUCAUAAGAAACCAAAAAGAAGUAAAAGGUAAUUAAAACUUCUUUAAGAAUUGAGAAAAUUUGGAUUAAGAAAGUUUGACCACAUAAAAUUGUUACCAAAAUAAAAUGGUUGAAUUUUACUAUAAGAAGACCACCUCCCUUCUAUGCAACACAUACAAUACCUAGAUUCCUUUAAAGAAGGCUUUUCGUUUACAUCUAUAAAUAAAUUAUUCAUUACUAUCCAACUAUUUAAAAUCUCCCAGAUUAUAUCACCUUUACUGCUUUACAUUACAUUACUUUGUAUUCCAAAUAGUUUUUCAGUUUUCAACGAUCUUGUUUUUGUGUGGUUUUUGUUGACCUUUCAAGAUUUUCACCCCAAAAAAUGAAUGAUUAUGAUGGAAACUUUAUGGAUGAUUUGUCCCCACUGUCCAGUCCUCGCAUAAGAGAGGCAUUAGCAAUGCUGGAUCAAAACGAAAAUGGUCUAAAUCCGAUCAGCAAGGCGUUCCCUCAAACCAACGUAUCACCUGAUCCUCAGUCUGAACAAAGAUCUGGUGGUCUCCGCAACAGAAUGGUAGGAUUUGAUAUUCCAUCGCUCGAGAUAGAGAGCAUCAGUCCAUUUGCUAAUUCGUUCAGGAACCCGAUUCUUGUUCCCUCUCCUAUCCUCGUAAUAUCUCCAGGAUUCAGUCUCUCUCCAUUUUUACAAUCUCCAAAUAUGUUGUCUAACUCUUCUUCACAGGUAAGUAACAAUGUCUUUAAUAAGUCUAAGAUUGAUCUCUUACACGUGAUAUAUAUUAUUGUCUCCAAAAAUAAUAUUAAUAUAUGAUUAACCUAACUGUUUAUUGUCUUUGUGUAAUUUAUGUUUCCAGAUUAUCCCUCCGUGUCCAAUCCCUAAUGAUGCGCCUCCUGAGACGGUGGAAAGUUCUGGUGAUGCCCAUGCAACAAUGAUUAUAUCCAACAACAAUCUUCCUCAUCAGCCAAUCGACGUUGAUCUGCCUACACAAGGAGGCUCUGAUGAUAUUCCAAUGGAAAAAUCUGUUUAUAUCACAUCUCAUGAAUCUAAUGUUGAUCCCACUGGUCCUCCUUUAGUCCCUUCUUUUGAUUCUGAUGUUGUUGCUGAAGCUGAUUUUAUGAACACUAUCUCCCUUGAAAGUGGUAGCAAAGAUAAUGACAAGGACAGAGAAUACAACCAAGAGGAAGACAAAGUCAAAGAUCACAACGUUGUUAUAGAACCUCCAUCUCGAAAGAGAAAGUUCCAAGUCAACAUUGAGUAAUCAAUAUAUAAUA
Molecule: messenger RNA, 6985 nt
Organism: Brassica rapa (field mustard)
Lineage: Eukaryota; Viridiplantae; Streptophyta; Magnoliopsida; Brassicales; Brassicaceae
Product: probable WRKY transcription factor 10
Source: RefSeq, a predicted model, not a curated record